GGGGUGCAGAAAGGAGGAGGAGGGGGCCGGCGAGAGCGGGGGAGGGGGGACUGGAAGGGUGGCUGUGGGGAAGAGAAAAGGGAGAGGGGUAAAGAGAAGGGCCAGAGAAAGGGGAGGAGGCAAAGAGAGAGAGGCCAAAACGGUGGGAGUCAGGGGAGAAAGGCAGUAGAGAAGAGUCAUAGAGAACAAGUGAGGGCCAAAGAAAAGGAGCAAAGAGAAUGAAAAAAGGAGGCAAAGAGAGGGACGACAGCAAAAGGAAGAUGUAGAGCCAUGUGGUCUCAACACUUCCUAGGGACUGGCAGGAGACUGGGCCAGGCUCUGGGCCCCACCAGUGUUUCCAGAGGCAAUUGUCUGUGGCCCCCAGCCUCCCCCUCCCACCUCCAUGGUGCCUCAAGUAUCAGAGUUCUGCAUGGUGAUGGCCCAGCCUCCGUCUCUGGGCUGAGCAAAGAGGACAUCCAGAGAGCCCGGGAAACAGCCCCACCCAGAAUGGGGCUGAGGCCCCAGCUGAGUGAGCGUUCUCAGGAGCGAAAGGUGCCUGCUUCCCGAAUCAGUCGCCUGGCUAAUUUUGGGGGACUAGCUGUGGGCCUGGGCCUUGGUGCUCUGGUUGAAGUGGCCAAGACGUCCCUGUCAGGAGGGCAGGCGCCCAGAGAAGGUGGUCCUAUUCUGGGCCCUAGCCCCUUCCUCUCAGAAGCCAAUGCUGAACGGAUUGUGAAGACUCUGUGCACAGUUCGAGGAGCAGCCCUCAAGGUUGGCCAGAUGUUAAGCAUCCAGGACAAUAGCUUCAUCAGUCCCCAGCUACAACAGAUCUUUGAGAGGGUCCGGCAGAGUGCUGACUUCAUGCCUCGGUGGCAGAUGAUGAGAGUCCUAGAGGAAGAAUUGGGCAGGAACUGGCGGACCAAAGUGGCCUCCCUAGAAGAGAAGCCCUUUGCUGCAGCCUCCAUUGGUCAGGUGCACCAGGGUGUCCUGCAAGAUGGAACUGAAGUGGCUGUGAAGAUUCAGUACCCAGGUGUGGCCCAGAGCAUCAAGAGUGACGUGGAGAAUCUGCUAGCUGUGUUGAAGUUGAGCGUGGCCUUGCCUGAAGGCUUGUUUGCUGAUCAGAGUCUCCAAGCCUUGCAGCGGGAGCUGGUGUGGGAGUGUGACUAUCGCCGGGAGGCUGCCUGUGCCCGAAACUUCAGGCAGCUCCUGGAAGGGGACCCUUUCUUCCGGGUGCCAGCUGUGGUCGAGGAGCUGAGUGCAGGUCGGGUUUUGGCCAUGGAGAUGGCUAGCGGGGUGCCCCUAGACCAGUGCCAGGACCUGAGCCAAGAUGUCCGGAACCAGAUAUGCCGUGAACUUCUGCGUCUCUGCCUUCGGGAACUAUUUGAGUUCCGAUUCAUGCAGACGGACCCCAACUGGGCCAACUUCCUCUAUGACUCCUCCAGCCACAAGGUGACCCUGCUGGACUUCGGGGCAAGCCGGGGGUUUGGGUCAGAGUUCACAGACCACUACAUCGAGGUAGUAAAGGCUGCUGCGGACGGUGACCGGGCCCGAGUCCUAGAGAAGUCCCAGGACCUCAAGUUCCUGACGGGCUUUGAGACCAAGGCGUUUUCCGAGGCCCACGUGGAAGCAGUCAUGAUCCUAGGGGAGCCCUUUGCCAGCGCAGGCCCCUAUGACUUUGGGGCAGGGGACACAGCGCGCCGCGUGCAGAGCCUGGUCCCCACGAUGCUGCGCCAUCGGCUGUGCCCCCCGCCAGAAGAGACCUACGCCCUUCACCGGAAGCUGGCAGGGGCUUUCCUGGCCUGCUCCCGACUUGGUGCCCACAUCCCCUGCCGGGACCUGUUCCAGGAGGUCUACGAGCACUACUGGGCUGCCCGCCCACCAGGCUAACUGGCCCUCAGCACUCCUGGACCCACCUGAGCCAGAGCUCUGCUGUCUCUCCCUCCACUCCCUUUGGGACCACCCCAAGAGCUGGCAGAGACCUCGGGGCCCCUUCCCAGGCCUCAGCCCUGGCCCCCUCCCUGCCGGGCCAGCGUGGGCCUGGGGAGCGCGUUCCAGAUGGCCUGUUUGCCGAGGUCCUCCCACCCUCACCAGCUGUCCUCGGCCCAAUGGGCAGUGCAUUCAGUGCUAUCCUAAAUAAAGGGGAGCCACCCCCCUCUCUCCUA
This is a messenger RNA of Monodelphis domestica (gray short-tailed opossum), 2138 nucleotides long. RefSeq names its product coenzyme Q8B (gene COQ8B). NCBI's taxonomy places the organism in Eukaryota, Metazoa, Chordata, Mammalia, Didelphimorphia, Didelphidae. The record is from RefSeq and is a predicted model, not a curated record. Gene Ontology annotation, biological process: ubiquinone biosynthetic process.